AGGUGCCCUGGGCCCCUGGGCCCUGUCUCUGGCUUCACUCUGCUUUGCCUCAGGGAGGCUGCCUGGCUCCCUCCCUCCUUUGGGCAGAGGCUCCAGGGGCAUGUCCUGUUUGAGAAGUUUACAAGGUUUCACCCACUCCUUCAUUCUCAAACAUGCUUUUCCCUGCUCAUUACCCUCCCUGCUUCCUCCUGGACUGACAAGCUCCACUCUGCAGCUUGAGCUGCCACCACCACUGUGUCUGAGCCUGCAUUAACACAGGUAUUCAAAAAGGAAAUCGAGGUGCCCACAAGUGACAGUAGCUUUUAUGGAAGCCAGGCUCUGGAGGGCAGCAGGGCCCCCAUUUCUUUCUGGGGCCCAGUGAAGGGCAAAGGCUAUUUUCUGCAUCAGGCCCUGUGACAACCAUUCAUUCAUUCAUUCAUCUGUUCACUGGUUCCUUGCCAUAAGUACUUAUCAAGUAAAACUGUGUGAAAACACUCUUAGGGCUUACUACCAUAACACAGAGACAAUUGUAAAAUUAACUGAGCCAAGAAAGGCCAUUAAAAGGGCAAAUUGAGUUUGUUAGUAGAAUACCAUGAAUUCAAGCUACCUUAGAAUCUCAGAACUUCUUCAGAAGCUUCCUGGAUUGGGCUUAUGUUACUUUCCAGUAACUUCCAUAGCAUUACAUUCCAUGCUUAAAACGUGGACUUCUGGCAAGCAAGAUACGUGGGGCCGCCAUUUACAUUGCUUAUAACAUGUGUGGCAUCUCUUAGAGGUGUGCAGUGCACAUCCUUCCCAGCUGUCCAUGGCAGCCCUGGUUUCAGUAAAACUGAAUUCUUGGUUUUGCCACUUACUGUUUGUGAAGCAGCAUGUGUUUGUCUUGCUCCACUAAACUUGAGUUCCCCAUCUGUAAAAUGCAGAUUUUGGUUCCUGAGCCCAGGUACCAUUCAGUGAGGACCAGAAGAAGGAGGCAUAUUAAAGUCACAUGGUCUACACUCAAGAUAGUCACCAUUGCUGUUUCUGAAAUGAAUGAUCUUUGCACAUGGUUCUUCACCCAGGCACAUGGUACACUCUGAAAGGAAUAACCUUCCCUUACACUUUCCAGAAAAUUGAGGUCACUGACUUACUUCCUUCUGGAACCCUCUUCCUCCGGUCUCCAGACUGCCCUCUGGCUCCGUCCCUUGGGCUGAGUUACAGCAGAGCCAGUUCUGUAGAGCUUUCCUUGCUAAGGCAGUUACCUCUAUGUCUCCAGCCAGCCCAUUGGCCUUAGUCUGCAUAUCUGAUCCUGGGAAGCACUGCGACCCUUAGCUUUUGGGCAGCCAGUUGUGUGCUGGCCUCUUGGGGAACCAGCCCAGGGAACACAAUUAGGAAGGUUAACAGGAAAAGUGGGGUGCAGAGGCAAUUCCAGGCAGCUGGCAGCCCUGCUGAAUUGGAGGCACCCCACCAAUGAAAGCUGCAGCAAGAGCAAAUUAAACCUCCUAUCUGCCAUCUCACUCUCUUUUCUCCCCUUUCCUGUUUGGACUUGAAAGACGAUUGGAGCCAGGGCCCUGACAGUUGACGGAAGUGCUGCAAGGAGAGAGUAUUUAUUUACAGUGAGUCGUGGUGAUGCGGUUUCUUGCAGGAAGUUCUGUCCCCACCCCCGGGUUUGAUCAUUUCUCCAAAAAAAAAAAAAAAAAAAAAAAAAAUCCUUGAUUGUUGAGGCCUCUGCUCUGACUUGGAGCAGUGUGCUGUCUAACCUGUCUGUACUUGGAGGUUUGCUGGGGGCAUGCUGGUAGGAGGGCCUGGAGUGGGAUGUCCCAGCGCCCAAAUCCUUGCAGCAGGCUUUUGUGAGGAAUUUCUGCCGCUGUGGAAUUCAUCCCUCCUUAUGAAACUCUUGUCCCUCUGUCUAUUGCAGUCCUGUGGCAUUAUGCAUGCCCCCUGCCAGUGACCCCAGGCUUUUUAUGGCUGUGAGACACAGUAAAAGCUCAGGGGUGAAAAGUGACCUUUUGAGGUGACUGUAACUGAAGAUUGCUUUACGGAAGCCAGAAAAGGUUUUUGAGUCAUGAUGCAAGAAUCUGGGACUGAGACAAAAAGUAACGGGUCAGCCAUCCAGAAUGGGUCGAGCAGCGGCAACCACCUGCUAGAGUGUGGCACUCUUCGGGAGGCGAGGUCCAACGGGGAGGCGCCGGCCGUGGACUUGGGCGCUGCUGACCUCACCCACGUGCAGCAGCAGCAGCAGCAGCAGCAGGCCCUGCAGGUGGCAAGGCAGCUCCUUCUGCAGCAGCAGCAGCAGCAGCAGCAACAGCAACAGCAACAGCAAGUUAGUGGAUUAAAAUCUCCCAAGAGGAAUGACAAACAGCCAGCUCUUCAGGUUCCCGUGUCAGUGGCUAUGAUGACACCUCAAGUUAUCACUCCCCAACAAAUGCAGCAGAUCCUCCAGCAACAAGUGCUGAGCCCUCAGCAGCUCCAAGUUCUCCUCCAACAGCAGCAGGCCCUCAUGCUCCAACAGCAGCAGCUUCAAGAGUUUUAUAAAAAACAGCAAGAACAGUUGCAGCUCCAACUUCUCCAACAGCAGCAUGCUGGAAAACAGCCGAAAGAGCAACAACAGGUGGCUACCCAGCAGUUGGCUUUUCAGCAGCAGCUUUUACAGAUGCAGCAGCUCCAGCAGCAGCACCUCCUGUCUUUGCAGCGCCAAGGCCUCCUAACAAUCCAGCCCGGGCAGCCUGCCCUUCCCCUUCAGCCUCUGGCUCAAGGUAUGCAUUGACUACA
Messenger RNA from Castor canadensis (American beaver), 2724 nucleotides. NCBI's taxonomy places the organism in Eukaryota, Metazoa, Chordata, Mammalia, Rodentia, Castoridae. The record is from RefSeq and is a predicted model, not a curated record.